Molecule: messenger RNA, 995 nt
Organism: Rosa rugosa (rugosa rose)
Lineage: Eukaryota; Viridiplantae; Streptophyta; Magnoliopsida; Rosales; Rosaceae
Product: large ribosomal subunit protein uL16
Exons: 4
Coding region: 134-799 (221 amino acids)
Biological process (GO): translation; ribosomal large subunit assembly
Cellular component (GO): cytosolic large ribosomal subunit; ribosome
Molecular function (GO): structural constituent of ribosome
Source: RefSeq, a predicted model, not a curated record
GAGUCCAUGCCAGCACUCAGGCCCAGAUUAAAACCCUAAAGACGCUCAUACCUUUAUCUAUUAUAAAAGCCUGAUAUUAGGUUUUGUGGUUCCAAAUCGGAAGCAGCAGCAGGAGAAGAAUCAGGAGGUCACCAUGGGGAGGAGACCUGCGAGGUGCUACCGUCAGAUCAAGAACAAGCCCUACCCCAAGUCACGGUUCUGUCGUGGUGUCCCUGAUCCUAAGAUCAGAAUUUAUGAUGUUGGGAUGAAGAAGAAGGGUGUUGGUGAGUUCCCCUUCUGUGUCCAUCUUGUGAGUUGGGAGAAGGAAAAUGUGUCGAGUGAGGCGCUUGAGGCUGCUCGUAUUGCCUGCAACAAGUACAUGACUAAGUUUGCUGGGAAGGAUGCGUUCCAUUUGAGAGUCAGGGUGCAUCCGUUCCAUGUUCUCCGCAUCAACAAGAUGCUUUCAUGUGCUGGGGCUGAUAGGCUCCAGACUGGAAUGAGGGGUGCUUUUGGAAAGCCACUAGGAACAUGUGCUCGAGUUGCUAUUGGACAGGUUCUUCUUUCUGUUCGCUGCAGGGAUGCCAACGGUCAUCAUGCACAGGAGGCCCUCCGACGUGCAAAGUUCAAGUUUCCUGGUCGCCAAAAGAUCAUUGUCAGCAGGAAGUGGGGAUUCACCAAGUUUAACCGUAAUGAUUACUUGAAGUUCAAGGCUGAGGGCAAAGUUCAACCAGAUGGUGUUAAUGCUAAGCUUUAUGGAUGCCAUGGUGCUUUAGCUAACCGUCCACCUGGAAAAGCUUUCCUGCCUCAAGCCGUUGCUUGAAGAAUAAGAGUGCUUUAGUUGCGAGCUCAUGCAGAACCGAGCUUAUGUUUUUUGGGUUUUGGCCUGGUCUCCAUUAAACUAGUGUUGAGUUCGUUAGUAUGAGUUGUGAACGCUAGUAUUAUUGAUAAUUUGAUAUAAUUAAUAUAUGUCGAUUAAGACGCAGUUUUAUUUAAUUGAAUGUUGGUUUUUCUAUUAA